Molecule: messenger RNA, 552 nt
Organism: Daldinia decipiens
Lineage: Eukaryota; Fungi; Ascomycota; Sordariomycetes; Xylariales; Hypoxylaceae
Product: cyclophilin, cytosolic form
Exons: 5
Coding region: 1-552 (183 amino acids)
Biological process (GO): protein folding; protein peptidyl-prolyl isomerization
Molecular function (GO): peptidyl-prolyl cis-trans isomerase activity
Source: RefSeq, a predicted model, not a curated record
AUGUCUGGCAACAUUAAGGUCUUCUUUGAUUUGGAGUGGGAGGGUCCCGUCCUAGAGAAUGGCAGACCUACUGCCACCGUGAAGACCCAGACUGGUCGUAUCAACCUGGAGCUCUGGCAGUCCCUCGUACCCAAGACCGUCGAGAACUUCCGUGCUCUCUGCACCGGCGAGAAGGGCUUCGGCUACAAGGGCUCGUCCUUCCACCGUAUCAUCCCCGAGUUCAUGCUUCAGGGUGGUGACUUCACUCGUGGCAACGGCACUGGUGGCAAGUCCAUCUACGGCGAGAAGUUUGCCGACGAGAACCUCGAUCUCAAGCACACUCACCCGUUCACCUUGUCCAUGGCUAACGCUGGCCCCAACACCAACGGCUCUCAGUUCUUCAUCACCACUGUCAAGACAAGUUGGUUAGACGGCCGCCACGUUCCCUUCGGUAUCGUUGCGGACGAUGCUUCCAUAGCUAUAGUCAAGGCUAUCGAGGCUACUGGCUCCCAGAGCGGUGCUAUCAAGUACAGCAAGCGACCUACCAUCGUCAACUCGGGCGAGCUUGCCUAA